Messenger RNA from Penicillium soppii, 711 nucleotides. Its product is annotated as CDP-diacylglycerol-serine O-phosphatidyltransferase. The record is from RefSeq and is a predicted model, not a curated record. Bases 1 to 711 code for a protein of 236 amino acids. The transcript is spliced from 5 exons. Lineage: Eukaryota; Fungi; Ascomycota; Eurotiomycetes; Eurotiales; Aspergillaceae. Gene Ontology annotation, molecular function: phosphotransferase activity, for other substituted phosphate groups. Gene Ontology annotation, cellular component: membrane. Gene Ontology annotation, biological process: phospholipid biosynthetic process.
AUGUCUCGUCGGACAUCGACUAUGGCAUCGAGCGAUUCCAGCGUCCCACCUUCAGGUGAUGGAGGACAGGAAAAGCAAAAAAUGCUUCUUUCCUCGGACCAUGGGCAUUUCAGCAUGGUGAAGGCCAUGCAUCUUGCCGACCUGAUCACUGAAAUGAACGUCAUGUCGGUCUUCUCAUCUAUGCGCUACUGUCUCGGUGAGCCGACUGAAUACGGUGCCAUCUGGGCCGCCCUUGCGUUCAUGCCUUUCGGUCUUUUUUUCGACUUUAUGGAUGGCAAGGUCGCUAGGUGGCGCAAGAAGUCCUCCCUCAUGGGACAGGAACUUGACUCGUUAGCGGAUUUGAUUUCCUUCGGCCUCGCCCCUGCUGCCGCCGCAUUUGCACUUGGAAUCCGCACCUCGCUUGAUCAUGUUUUCCUCACAUUCUUUGUUCUCUGCGGUCUCACUCGUCUGGCCCGGUUCAACGUGACUGUAGCCGUUCUGCCGAAGGAUAAGACCGGUAAAUCAAAGUACUUCGAAGGCACCCCCAUCCCGACCACACUGUCAAUCGCCGGCCUCAUGGCUUACUGGGUCUCCCAGAGCUGGACACAUGAAAACAUUCCCCUCGGUCUUUUCGCAGAAGGUACUAUCUUCGAGUUUCACCCCGUGGUUCUGAUGUUUGUUCUGCAUGGAUGCUUCAUGGUCAGCAAGACGAUACAUAUUCCUAAGCCAUGA